AAGUCAACUCAAAGCUCAUGAUUUGGUUCGUUUACUGAAAAUCCUCCCUUUCUAUACACACAAGAGGAUCCAGGCAAAUCUGGUGAUCACACUGAAAAUCCUCGCCGCCGUGGAACCUUGGCCGUAGUCGAGCCCCGUCGCCGCCGUGAUCACAGCCGGUGCUGCGGCCGCCGGAGCCGUGUUCCUUGCCUCUGUCAGCGCCGUCGCGGCCGCGUCUCAGGCACCGUGCCUCGUCGCGUCCGGCCACGAUGAUGCGCGUCUCGCCGCCACGGCCGAUCACAUGCCGUCACCUGACCGUCGCCGAACACCGCCGCUCGGUCGGGAGGUUGGACACACGGCGAGGUUUCUACCAACCGCGCGGAAAGGAUAAGAAGUCGCGCCAACUGCACGGCGCCCACACGGCCCACCCUUCUCGGCCCCAUCCCCUCCACACGUCACCGAAUCCAACGGACGCACGCAACCCGACGGCCAUGGCGUCCGCCGCCGCCUCGGCCGCCCCCGAGUCCGACCGCGCCGCCCUCGUCAAGGCCUUCGACGAGUCCCGCACCGGCGUCCGCGGCCUCGUCGAGUCCGGCGUCUCCACCGUCCCGGACCUCUUCGUCCACCCCGACCCCUACGCCUCCGUCCCGCUCGCUCCCCCCGGCGUCUCCAUCCCCGUCGUCGACCUCUCCCUCCCCGCGCCCGCCGCCGCCGCCGCCGCCGCCGCGGCCGCCCGCGACUGGGGCUUCUUCCACCUCGUCAACUACGAGGCCCUCGUCCCCUCCGACUACCCCGCGAGGGCCCUCGCCGCGGUGCGCGCCUUCAACGAGCUCCCCGCCCCCGAGCGCUCCGCGCACUACGGCCGGGCCAUGGGCGGCGGGGUCUCCUACUCCUCAAACGUGGACCUGUACCGCUCCGCCGCCGCGAGCUGGCGCGACACCAUCCAGGUGGGGUUCGGGCCUACGCGGCCCGACACGGAGCGCAUCCCGCCGGUGUGCCGCUCGGAGAUCGUCGAGUGGGAAGCGCACACCACCGCGGUGGCCCGCGCGGUGAUGGCGCUGCUCUCCGAGGGGCUCGGGCUCAGCGAGGCCGCUCUGGAGGAGGCCUCGUGCCUGGAGGGGAAGGUCAUGGUCUGCCAUUACUACCCGGUGUGCCCGGAGCCUGAGCGCACCAUGGGCUUAGUCCCGCACACCGACCCGGGCGUGCUCACCGUGCUUGCACAGGAUGGCGUAGGUGGACUGCAGGUGAAGCACACCAAUGAAGACGGGGAGAGCUACUGGGUGGACGCGAAACCUGUACCCGGCGCGCUUGUGAUCAAUGUUGGAGACCUCUUGCAGAUAAUGUCCAACGAUAAGUACACGAGUGUCGACCACAGGGUGGUGAUGAAUUCACGUGAAGAAGCCAGAGUUUCGAUUGCUGUCUUUUUCAAUCCUGGGAAGCGAGGGGAUUCGGUUUUUUAUGGACCGCUGCCAGACCUGGUUUCUGAAGAAAACCCACCGAAGUACAGGAGUUUCACGAUGUCUGAAUUUUUUGGGGCUUUCUUUAAACGAGACCUUGCUAGCAAAGCUCUACUUGAGAACUUCAAAUUGUAAGAUGGUCCAAACAUCACCACACAAUGUUUAAACUACCCCAAAGAAAAACAAUGUUCAAACUUAUGUACAUGCAAGUAUGUAACCAUCUCUGUGCAAAUGUCAUUCUGCGAGAGUGAAAUGCGAUUAUUCUACCUCA
Aegilops tauschii subsp. strangulata is the source of this 1707-nucleotide messenger RNA. Its product is annotated as 1-aminocyclopropane-1-carboxylate oxidase homolog 4. The record is from RefSeq and is a predicted model, not a curated record. Lineage: Eukaryota; Viridiplantae; Streptophyta; Magnoliopsida; Poales; Poaceae.